CGCACGGCCGCCCGAUGCUUGAAGAAGCUGAUUUACGCUCGGGAAAGAUGUUGUGUCGGACGAGCAGUCCUCCGCCGCCGAGUAGCAGUCCGGCUGGGUCGGAAAUUUCGGUCGGUUCCCCAAGUCCACCGCCCAUUGGCAGUGACUCGCAUCCUACCCACCUGCCCCAUCCACAUCCCUUGGCCGUCACACAUCUGGUUCACCAUCAUCCACUCAUUCACCCGCACCAUCCACACCAUCCGGCGCUACACGCCCAUGCUGCCGUAAGCGCGCUGCAAGCUCGUGCAGAAGAUUACUUCACACCUCUCAAGCGAUUGCGCAUGGUGGAGGGUGGCAGCGGUGUUGAGCUGGGAAGUCCUCCCGGUGGCAGCCCGAAAGAGUCCACCAGCCGGGGCUCUAGUCCCACGACGCCUGUUAACAGUGCGAGCAGUACAAACACCAUCACCAGCACACCUAAUAACAGCGCCACAUCUACCACCACUACCACCAGCACAACCAAAUCGUCCACUGGCACGACCGCUGCCGAAGGAGUCAAGUCGUUUUCAAUCGCCGAUAUCCUGGGCCGCGAUGCGGAGGCCAACAGCCGUGAGGCACGGGAACCAAGUCCUCCGCCGAUGAAUCCCGCCUUGCACCAUGCUUCCCACCACCACCAUCACCUGCAUCUGGCGGCUCAUCAUCCCGGUGCACAUCUGGCGGCUGCCCAUCAUCAUCACCACCAUCACAGCAGCAGUACGUUGCAGCAGGCGGCCUCCAAAAUCGUACGACCCUGGGACCAUCUCCGUGGUCCAAUCCCGGUGAGGCCGUUCCUGCCACCGGCCUUGCUACACUAUGAGCAUCGGCUAGCGCUGGACUACCAUCAGCAGCUGCAGGAACAUUUCCGGGCUCAGGCCCAGCUGCUGCGGCACAUGAGCAUGGACAUUAUCCCGUCGGAGAGUGGGUCGGAGCGGUCCAGUUCGGCGGCGAGUGAUUGCUGUUCGCCGGAAAUCGGACGUGGAUCAGACCACCAGAGCCAUCAAUCGUCACAGUCGUCGUCAUCGGGGGUGGGUGGUGGAUCAGCCGGGGGUGCCGGUGAUGGAAGUGGACGAAGUGGUAUCAAUGGCGGUGCUAGUGGGCCCAACAAAUCUAGCGGCAAAACGGCGCCGAAUGGUACACCGCUCGAUGCGCUGUUUCAGAUGACCAAUAAGAAUUUCGAUGAAUCGAAUGAAGACAGUGAGCAAUCGCAUUUAAACCUGUUCGCCAACCGACCACAGCCAAAGAAGAAAAGGAAAUCACGGACAGCGUUCACCAACCAUCAAAUCUUCGAGCUAGAGAAACGGUUCCUGUACCAGAAGUACCUGUCACCAUCGGAUCGGGACGAGAUAGCGGCCGCCCUGGGUCUUUCAAAUGCUCAGGUUAUCACCUGGUUCCAAAACCGUCGAGCCAAGCUGAAGCGCGAUAUGGAGGAGCUGAAGAAGGACGUCGAAACGGUGAAGGUCCUUUCGGCACACAAAACGUUCCUGGAAAAUGUUAACGAUAUGAACAUUCUCAAGAAAAAAAUCAUGCACGACGAUGGGGGCAGUCCACAGAAGUAAGCUUCAAAUCACAACCGCAAAAUUCGCAACCCAUGGAACUUACCGUAGUAAUUUUCCUCGCAAACAGAGCAUUCUUCCUGCAGCAUCCCUUCUGUCUGCAAUGA
Messenger RNA from Anopheles maculipalpis, 1675 nucleotides. Its product is annotated as homeobox protein B-H2-like. The transcript is spliced from 3 exons. Gene Ontology annotation, biological process: regulation of DNA-templated transcription. NCBI's taxonomy places the organism in Eukaryota, Metazoa, Arthropoda, Insecta, Diptera, Culicidae. The coding region runs from base 15 to 1571 and encodes 518 amino acids. The record is from RefSeq and is a predicted model, not a curated record. Gene Ontology annotation, molecular function: DNA-binding transcription factor activity, RNA polymerase II-specific; DNA binding.